Macrosiphum euphorbiae (potato aphid) is the source of this 603-nucleotide messenger RNA. Lineage: Eukaryota; Metazoa; Arthropoda; Insecta; Hemiptera; Aphididae. The record is from the annotation of a GenBank genome assembly.
AUGCGAUUCAACAAUAAAGAAAUGAUUCACGUCAGUCACUCGAAUCCUGUUCUUGAAGGCCGGAUGUCCUAUGCAAAGAUGUCUAACGGAUACGCUUCCAAAGGUUUCAAGGAAAGAUGGUUUCGACUCAAGUACAACUUAUUAUUUUACUUUAAAAUAAAUGGAUUUGGGCAAGUUGAUUUACAUCAACCAGCUGGUGUUUUUGUUUUGGAGAAUUCUAUUGUAAGACUUGAGAAUAAUACGCCAGGAACAUUAUUUUCAUUUUCUCUUUCGUUUAAAGACGAACCAGAUAAAAAGUAUAUUAUUUCUAGUCAGUCUGAGGAUCACGUUCAUCAGUGGAUCAAAAGUAUUCAAAGCUCAACGUAUGAAUAUAUGAGAACCCGAAUGACGUCGAUACAAAAAAAAAUCGUGGAGCUUACUGGAAGAGAUCCGCUGUUGAUGUAUCCAGAAGAAGGGAAGAAAAUUGGGCGGACGAAAAGAUCGGUGGCGGAUGAAGACGAUAGCGAUUUAUUUUUCAACCCACCGCCGUCGGAUCCACUCCCUCCACCCAGGCACAAACACGACGCCGGCAAAACGGCCGACACGAAUCUAAUCGAACUGUAA